AUGAGUGGAAGUUCGUCAUUAACAUUUAAAUUCAUUCUCGUAGGUGAUUCUGCUGUUGGAAAAACCUCAAUGAGCAGAAUGUUCUGCGAACAAGUUUUUGAUGAAGCUCAGCCGCAAACAAUCGCAUUAGAAUUUGGAAAUCGCACAAUAGAUAUUAAAGGUACCCCAGUCAGAAUUCAACUUUGGGAUACAGCAGGCCAGGAGCGUUUUCGUUCGAUUACACGCUCAUAUUUUAGAAAUUCUGUGGCUGUUUUCGUUGUAUUUGAUGUCAGCAACAGAGAUUCUUUUGUUGGACUUUCAAAAUGGAUCGAUGAUGCAAUGAACUUAGCUCCAGCCGAAUCAAUCAAAGUUCUUGUCGGAAAUAAAUCAGAUCUCUUUAAGCGCUCAGUUUCAGAAGGAGAAGCUAUGGAUUAUGCAAAGCAAAAUGGAUUUAUGUACUUUGAGACGUCAGCAUUGUCCGGCCAUAAGAUAGAAGAAACAUUUAUUACAGUCGCCCAUAAAUACUAUGACUCUCUGCCUUCAAUUAGGCAGCUCAACAACUGGAAUGAAAGCAAUGAUCGCUUUGAUGAUAUUCUUUCAGAUAUUAAACUAGAAAAACCAGGAAUUUCUUCUUGUUGCUUCUAA
Trichomonas vaginalis G3 is the source of this 624-nucleotide messenger RNA. RefSeq names its product Golgi to endosome transport. Bases 1 to 624 code for a protein of 207 amino acids. NCBI's taxonomy places the organism in Eukaryota, Parabasalia, Trichomonadida, Trichomonadidae. Gene Ontology annotation, molecular function: GTPase activity; GTP binding. The record is from RefSeq and is a predicted model, not a curated record. The transcript has a single exon. Gene Ontology annotation, cellular component: Golgi apparatus.